AUCAAACACAAACAUGCCACCCAUCAAUCCCAAAAAGAAAACCAUGAACGAACAAUCUCUCAAGACUCAACCAGUUUCAUCAAAACCCAAGACACAUAUCCAUUUUCAUAGCGAUGAAGAAGACGACAUGGUGAUGAGCAAUUUACUUGAAAGUGAAGACCUAGAAACCAAAGGAUCAGAAGAAGCCACAAACUCAGAUCGAACUUCAAACCAAGACUCAAAUGAAAGUGAAGAAGAUGAUGAAGGUCCAGAAGUGAUUAGUACAGCAGUUAGUAAACGUGAUGUGAUAGCCAAAGAGAAUGUUAGAAAAGAAUUUCAAAAAUCAAUUCAAAUCGCUAAGAAGAAAGCCAACAAAGCCCGUGAUGAAAAACUAAAACAAUUAAAAUCACAAUCUAAAUCGAAAUCCAAACCAAACCCAAUCGAACCCGAACCAUCUUCAUCAUCUUCCUCAGCAUCAUCAUCAGAUGAAGAUAGUGAACCAGAACCUACCUCAUCAUCAUCAACAAGAACUACUCGAACACUUCAAUCGAAUAAGAAAUACCUAGACCCUUCUCUCUUUGUAACCGCAUCCAACAUUCUUGAAGAAUCUAAAAGAUCAGCUGAAGAAAGAGAACAGAACAACCUAACAUCUAUUAUGAAAAAACGAAAAAGAAGGAACAUAUCAGACCAAGAAGAUCGAAGAGAAAUCGGGAACAAUACAACAGUCGUAAGGUUAACCAAAUCAACUCAUCUAACCCCUACAGCUCGACCAGCACGAGUUUCAAAGUUUGUGAAGAAUAGACUUUCAUACAUCAAGAAUCGUGGAUCACCACAUCAAGUUCCUAAAUUAACUUUAACAGCUAAAUCUCAAAUGGGUACUCGUCAUCGGUCUAGAUUUGAUCUAGGUACACGAACUUCAAAUCGUCCAGCUAUCUUGUUUGUUCGUGAACCUAAAUAACCUCAAAACCAAUCUUUUGUAAUAUUUUCUUAAUGGUUUUUUCUGGAAAGUUUGAGGAUUCGAUUUCAGAAUGUUUGAUCAUUUUGAGAUCUUCAACUUUUAGAGGAAGUGGAACACACCUUUAAUAGCAUCGUACUUUUAUGAUGGUCAGCCACAUAACUUUUGCCCCCAUGGACUUUAGAUCAACACUUUUCUUGCCCCGUGAUAAUAAAGCUAUAAAUUUGUAUAUAAAAGUCAUUUAGAUGGUCAAGUUGAAAGACUUAUAUAUAGAUCC
Molecule: messenger RNA, 1211 nt
Organism: Melampsora larici-populina 98AG31
Lineage: Eukaryota; Fungi; Basidiomycota; Pucciniomycetes; Pucciniales; Melampsoraceae
Exons: 3
Coding region: 14-937 (307 amino acids)
Source: RefSeq, a predicted model, not a curated record